AUGGCUCUUCUCCGAGUAGCGACGCUGCUGUUUGCCCCUGCUUUAGCGUGGGGGCUCCAGCUUCUACCACCCCCGGUUCAAGUUUCCGGAACUUCAAACGGCUCUGUUUGGCAAGUUGCGUCAACUCAGAAGAUCAUCUACAUCGAAAGCGGCCUGGCGGACAAAGUCGACACAGACGGGUUGACGCUCAUUCCCCCUAGCGGCAACGACUUCGCUGUACUAUUCCAAGCAGAUAUCAGUCAACUCACCGGCGCAAAUUGGACUCUCCAAAAAGUUGACCGACUUCCAUGUCUCUCUACUACCAGCGGAAUUCUUCUCGGUUCGUUUUCCGGCAAUGGCUCUUCUAUCACAUGCGAGAACGGUCAACCCACGUCGGAGGGUUAUGAGCUCAAGAUAUCACCCAAAGGCGCGUUCAUCGGCGGCACAGGAGCCCGUGGGAUGUGGUGGGGGACAAGAACAUUGCUCCAAGCCCUGUUGACAACCAACGGGUCUCUUCCCGUGGGACGCGCCGUUGAUGCUCCGGCUUACGAAACCCGAGGCUUCAUGCUUGAUGCGGGACGAAAGUGGUAUGCACCAGGGUUUCUGAAAGAGCUCUGCAGCUAUGCUUCCUUCUUCAAGAUGAGCGAGUUCCAUUAUCACCUGAGCGAUAACUACCCCCUCAACCGUGGACGCAACGAGUCGUGGCAGGACGUUUACUCUCACUUCUCGCUUCGGCCCGAAGACGAGUCUUUGCUACCGAUCUUACAUGGCCGGGAGAAUGAGACCCUCACCCGGGAGGACUUCGCCGAUCUUCAGAGCCACUGCGCGGCACGAGGCGUAACGGUCAUUCCUGAGAUCGAGGCUCCUGGUCAUUGCUUGUACCUGACUAAGUGGAAGCCUGAGCUGUCUCUACCGAAGCGGGACUUGCUUAAUCUUUCGCACCCUGAUACGAUACCAACAGUGAAGCGCAUCUGGUCGGAGUUUCUUCCCUGGUUUGAGACGAAGGAGGUGCAUGUCGGAGCCGAUGAGUACGACUCAACACUGGCUGAUGUGUACAUCGGCUUCGUCAACGACAUGUCCGACUUCAUCAACUCAACAACCGGCAAGAGACUUCGCAUCUGGGGAACCGACGAGCCCUCUGACAACUUCACCAUCUCAAAGGAUGUCAUCAUCCAACACUGGCAGUAUGGGCAAUCGGAUCCCGUGCUUCUCGCGAACAGCGGUUACGACAUCAUCAACUCGGAGGACUGGUGGGCGUACAUGUCUCUCAAAAAUGACCAUAUGCCCAUUCUACCGGCUAGAUACCCCCAGUUCUUCGACGAAAGCCGGGUUCUCAACUUCGCCGACGAGUCCGGAUGGCAGUGGACGCCUGCGGAUUACAACCCAUUCAACACGACCGAGCAGAUUCCUCACGGGUCACCGUCGAACAAAGGCGCCAUCCUUGCGGCAUGGAACGACAACGGACCGGACGCUUCAACACAGCUUGAAGCGUACUACGCCAUGCGUCGCGGCAUAGCGCUUGUGGGGGCCCGAGCAUGGAGCGGCAGUCGGGGACCGGUGCUUUCCGAGGACGACGUUGCGCCGAGCAUCGACUUCUUCUCGCCCAUUGCUCCUGGGCAGAACCUUGACCGUGUGCUUUCUUCCAGCAACUCAUCAGACUCUUCGUACUCCUGGAAGCGAUCCAACGACGACGGAGAAACGGUAAAGCUCGGACAGGGUAGUAAGGGUCUCAAUUCCACCCUGAAACUGUCAGCCACGGGACCAUUCACUCUGGCUAGCCCUGACAACACGUUAUCUCUCGACAGUACCGGCAGUCUGAUAUUCAAUGCCGAUGGAUAUUUGUACCCCUUGCGAGAAGUUAGUCAGCUAGACGCCUUGCAGCUUGACCCAGGCCACCCAGGAAGAAUUUGGGUGAACGUGUCCACGUCAACCCAUGAAGAGGUGAAGGUGCCUUUACCAGCAAACAUCACCAUCGAGACGGAUGCAUUACAUGGAAGUAUGGCUUGGGUGAAUGGAGAGUUCGCGGGAAGAUUUGAGGUGUUUGUCUACGGCGGUCGGAACACCCAGUUCAGCUGGAGUCAAAUGGCGUUUACCGCACCACUGGAAAGUGUCACUGGACGGGGACUCCAAGGUUUGGUCGUUGAAGAACUUGAGGCAGGGGAGUAG
Colletotrichum karsti is the source of this 2145-nucleotide messenger RNA. RefSeq names its product putative glycosyl hydrolase family 20. Lineage: Eukaryota; Fungi; Ascomycota; Sordariomycetes; Glomerellales; Glomerellaceae. Gene Ontology annotation, biological process: carbohydrate metabolic process. Bases 1 to 2145 code for a protein of 714 amino acids. Gene Ontology annotation, molecular function: beta-N-acetylhexosaminidase activity. The record is from RefSeq and is a predicted model, not a curated record. The transcript has a single exon.